UUUUAUUCAGGCAAAUCAUUUUUCAGCCAAGAUUUUAUUCUACUAUAUGCAAAAUACUAUAUUACCUCUGUACAGUGUCCACUAUCUUUAAAAUUUGUAAAACAAAAUUGACAAAAGGAAAUGUCUCCAUCUUAUCAACCAAUGGCAGCAUAUGCAUACAACUGCCAUAACAGACAAGAUAUUUUCCCCUAUCCCUCCAAUUGGAGACCACACAGUAAGGCCCCACAAACAGAUUGCUGCUCAAAUUUUUCUAGAUUACCACAUAGCCUUUUCUCUUUCUCCCUCCCCUCAACACACCAUCCAACCCCCAGUGUUCGAUGGCCAUGGCAAUCAGUUAUUGCUCCAUCUCCAAUCCUCCAUUAUCCAAAACUUCCUUUCGCAAUAAACAGGUCUCAAGUUGGAUAAUUCAUACCAUCAGCAAUGGCAAUUGCACUGGUGGUAUUUACAUUAAGACGAAGAGGAAUUUAAGAACUGGGUUCCAUGUUCGUGCUGUCACUGGAGGCCAGGACACACGUAACGUGCCUGGUGCAGAGUUCCCAAGCAAUUACACUGAGCUUCUAGUGCAGGCAAAAGAAGCUGCCGAAUCAGCUUUUAAGGAUGGGAAGCAGCUAUUGGAAAUUGAGUUUCCUACUGCAGGACUGCAAUCUGUACCAGGUGACGGUGAAGGUGGAAUUGAGAUGACAGGAAGCAUGCUUCUCAUAAGAGAAUUUUGUGAUCGAUUUGUACCUGCAGAGAAAGCUACUAGAACCAGAAUCUUCUUCCCUGAGGCAAAUGAAGUUUCCUUUGCAAGACAGUCCGCCUUUGAAGGAUGUUCACUGAAGCUAGAUUAUCUGACAAAACCAUCCCUAUUUGAAGAUUUUGGUUUUACAACAAAGGUCAAAAUGGCAGACCGAGUGCGUCCAGAAGAUGAGAUAUUCCUUGUAGCUUAUCCCUAUUUCAAUGUCAAUGAAAUGCUUGUGGUUGAAGAGCUUUACAAGGAAGCAGUUGUUGGCACAGACAGAAAACUGAUAAUAUUCAACGGGGAACUAGAUAGAAUAAGAAGCGGUUACUACCCUCCCUUCUUCUACCCAAAGCUAGCGGAACUUUCAAAAACAUUUCUUCCAAAGUUGGAGACAGUUUAUUAUAUUCACAAUUUUAAGGGAAUCAAAGGAGGAACACUUUUCAGGUGUUAUCCUGGCCCUUGGAAGGUCCUGAGAAACAUAGGUGGCAGCUUCUUCUGCUUGCAUGAACAACAAGAGAUGCCAUCGCUGAAGGAAGUGGCCCUCGACAUCCUCCCUUCUGCCUAAAACCGAGUCACUAUAAGCACAACCCAAGUCAAUGAACAAGGGAAAAGCCUCCAAAACUACCUGUUGUUUCUGCAUAUAUGUUUCAUGAAAUUUUCAUUGUACAUAAAGAGGUAGGAAGGGAUGCACAUUGCUGUAAUGUGGUGUACACUUGUGCAUUAAAGUGAAUGCAUGGUUGGUCCAAUGGAUGUUGAAA
Messenger RNA from Oryza brachyantha (malo sina), 1479 nucleotides. RefSeq names its product protein LOW PSII ACCUMULATION 3, chloroplastic. Bases 318 to 1286 code for a protein of 322 amino acids. The transcript has 9 exons. NCBI's taxonomy places the organism in Eukaryota, Viridiplantae, Streptophyta, Magnoliopsida, Poales, Poaceae. The record is from RefSeq and is a predicted model, not a curated record.